Molecule: messenger RNA, 1002 nt
Organism: Naegleria gruberi
Lineage: Eukaryota; Heterolobosea; Eutetramitea; Acrasida; Naegleriidae
Exons: 9
Coding region: 1-1002 (333 amino acids)
Molecular function (GO): protein binding
Source: RefSeq, a predicted model, not a curated record
AUGACUAAAGACAUAAUAAUGGAAUGGGAACUAGAACGUCUCUUUGAAAAAGCAGAUUCUGGAAUUUUUAAUUUUAUUGAUGAUCCCCACAAGGAAAUGGAGCCUUUCGUUAAUCAGACGAAUAGAGAUGGAGUAACAUUAUUGUACUUGGCAUGUGCAAACGGAAGGGAAGAUGUUGUAAAAUACUUGUUGGAUGUAAAGGGAUUGGAUGUCAAUUUUAAAGAAGGAGCAGCAACUUCUGAACGUAAGCUUUAUACAGUAAGUUUGGACUUAAUUCAAUUUGCUGAAUAUUUGAAAGCUUAUUUAACAUGUUUAGGAGAGUGCUAUAUUGAUUAUGGUUACAGAUUCGAUAGCAGAUAUACUCGUGGUCAUGCAAUUGACAGAUCACCUCUUUUUAUUUCUAGUGAAAAGGGACAUGUGGAAAUUGUAAAACAAUUACUUUGCUCUAAUGCAAAUCCCUUCGAAGGUGAAACUCGAGACAACUACACCCUGUCAUGUUUAGGUGUUUCCAUAAUUAAUAAUCAGUGGGAACUAGCUUCAAUAAUUUUAGAUCACAUGAAGUUAAUGGAUUGUCAUACCGACGGAUGGAAUAAUCUCAUUUCUGACAUUCUAUUGACAUGUGGGAAAAGAAAUUUAUCAUUUUUGAAACAGUUAUUGGAAUCUAACAUUUUUUGCAUUGAUGAUAGUCUUCCCUUACAUUAUAGCAUUUUAAAGGAGGACAGUAUUAUGGCAAGCUUACUUGUAAAGUAUGGAGCUAAUAGAGAGUUGGAUGCUCACUCUGAGUCUCUUAAUGUUUAUCUUGUUUGUGCCAUGAGAAAUUUUGAUGGAUUGGAAGAAUUUCAAAUCCUUGAUUCGAUUUAUGAAACACCAACAGAACUUGCUGAAAGGUUAAAUGUUGACCUAUUUUUUUCGAUUAAGGAAGAAAGUGCUAUGAAGAGAAAACUACUGACCUCAUUGCCUAAUCUUAGCUAUUGUGAUGUUAUUGUGAGAUUAAGAGAAUAA